This is a messenger RNA of Oncorhynchus tshawytscha (Chinook salmon), 2956 nucleotides long. RefSeq names its product nuclear receptor-binding protein. Bases 281 to 1858 code for a protein of 525 amino acids. The transcript is spliced from 18 exons. The record is from RefSeq and is a predicted model, not a curated record. Gene Ontology annotation, biological process: endoplasmic reticulum to Golgi vesicle-mediated transport; protein phosphorylation; intracellular signal transduction. NCBI's taxonomy places the organism in Eukaryota, Metazoa, Chordata, Actinopteri, Salmoniformes, Salmonidae. Gene Ontology annotation, cellular component: cytoplasm; endomembrane system. Gene Ontology annotation, molecular function: ATP binding; protein kinase activity.
GGGCGACCCGGGCCUGAUAAUCGAAUCCCCUCAUUCUAUUGAAGAACUUCUGAAAUGCUGAAUGGCGUCCUUGUCAUUUCUAGCUAGCGACUACUAGUAGCUAAUUUACGCACUGCGAGGGGAUUUACAAGCAACACAUGUUACUUUUUUCCAAUGCAUCAUAGUCCUUGGGGUGUGUGAGUGGAAGGGGGUGCGGCUGCCACAGUUCCAGAAGUGGGAGAGAGAAAGGCCUUUGAACCCCAGAGAGGCACAAUCUGCUGCAUAGACCGGUAUUAUCGUGAUGUCAGAGGAAGACGGUAAACCCGGCCAGGCUCUGGAGGCCAAGGCAGAGCCAGUGGCACCCAGUGGCCAGGGACCUGCGUCCGUGUCCACAACUGUGUCGGGGCCCCCUACCCCCACCGAGGAUGAGGAUGAGAGCGAAGACGAGUCUGAGAUCCUGGAGGAGAGCCCUUGCGGCCGCUGGCAGAAACGCAGAGAGGAGGUGAACCAGCGGAACGUCCCAGGGAUAGACGCUGCCUACCUGGCCAUGGACACGGAGGAGGGGGUGGAAGUGGUCUGGAACGAGGUCAUGUUCUCUGAGAGGAAAAACUUCAAGCUGCAGGAGGAGAAGGUGAAGUCUGUGUUUGACAACUUGAUUCAGCUGGAGCAUCUCAACAUUGUCAAGUUUCACAAGUACUGGGCUGACAUCAAUGACAUCAACCGUGCCAGGGUGAUUUUCAUCACAGAGUACAUGUCCUCAGGAAGUCUGAAGCAGUUUCUGAAGAAGACUAAGAAGAACCACAAGACCAUGAAUGAAAAGGCCUGGAAGAGAUGGUGCACCCAGAUCCUCUCAGCGCUCAGUUACCUCCACUCCUGUGAGCCGGCCAUCAUCCACGGGAACCUGACCUGUGACACAAUCUUCAUCCAGCACAAUGGACUCAUCAAGAUAGGAUCAGUGGCUCCAGACACCAUCAACAAUCAUGUGAAGACCUGCAGAGAGGAACAGAAGAACCUGCACUUCUUCGCUCCUGAAUAUGGAGCUGUUGCAGAUGUCACUACUGCAGUGGAUAUCUAUUCCUUUGGGAUGUGUGCCCUGGAGAUGGCAGUGUUGGAGAUCCAGGGGAAUGGAGAAUCUUCCUACGUCUCUCAGGAGGCCAUCAACAAUGCCAUACAGUCACUGGAAGACCCACUGCAGAGGGAGUUUAUUCAGAAGUGUCUGGAGGCUGACAUGUUUAAGAGGCCUACAGCCAGAGAGCUGCUAUUCCACCAGGCUCUGUUUGAGGUGCCCCUGUUGAAGCUGCUAGCUGCACACUGCAUCGUCAGCCACCAGCAUAUGAUCCCUGAGAAUGCCUUAGAGGAGAUCACGAAGAACAUGGACCCCAACCUCAUCAUCGCUGAGAUAAAGGAGGGCGUGCAGCUCAAGCUGUCUCAGUUUCCUGCCCUGGAGCUGGAUAAGUUCCUGGAGGAUGUGAGGAACGGUAUCUACCCCCUGACAGCGUUCGGUCUGCCCUCUCGCCAGCAGCCCCAGCAAUCCCCUGUCAAAUCCCCCAUUGUCGCCCCCUCUGUAAAAUCCCCUACCCCAGAACCUUCGGAACUGGAGACACGCAAGGUUGUUCAGAUGCAGUGUAAUAUUGAGCCAGUGGAGGAGGGUGCAAAACAUCAUCUGACACUACUGUUGAAGCUGGAGGACAAACUGAACAGACACUUAAGCUGUGACUUGUUACCCAAUGAGAAUGUAAAGGAACUGGCUGUUGAGCUGGUCCAACUGGGCUUUAUCAGCGAGGUGGACCAAAGCAGGAUGGCCACUGUACUAGAAGAGGCCUUCACCAAGUUCUUCAGCAGGAACGAUUCCCUCAACCCCGUCACUGUGUCCUCAUAACAGGAUCACCACGGACCCCAACUCCAGUACCUCUAUAUAUGCCUACAGGUACCUCCGUAGGUGGUUUGAAAUCGGAUACAAAUCUAAUUUCUAGCCGUGUGACUUGUCUGAACAGUCAAAUCUGAUUUAUUUUCCCUCAAAUAGUUUUUACUGUUAUUUGGCUUAUGUUGUUGCUUGAUAGCCUCUCUGUUGACAGUUUGACAAGAACAUGUGGUAGCUACCUAGCUUUUGUUAAUUGUUUACAAACGAUUGGGUGUGCUAGAGAGAAACUGCUAGCUAGUUGAUUGAUUGCUGUGGCUAGCCAAAAUAGCACUCGUUUUGAAAGUUUGGUCAUCUCAUCCUUUUGGGGCUUUAAAAGUGUUUCUUAAUUAACUCUGAUUUUGAACAUUUAAAGCAACCGGGAAAUGUCUAUGCCAGGCAUUGGUACCUUAGCUAACUACAUAAGUGAUAGGGAGCACCGACACCAAUCAGCUUACACCACACCCCCGUCGUUAAUGACAACUAGUGUAGCCCUGUCAGCAAUGACUGCUGUCUGAACACCCAUUCAUCUGAUUUGGUCAGACAGGAGAAAUACUCCAGAUAUAGCAGACCCUAGCCCCCCGACACAAACUAUUGCAGCAUAAAUACUGGAGGCUGAGACAGGAGGGGCCGGGAGACACUGGCCCCAUCUGACGAUACACCCGGACGGGGCAAAACAGGCAGGAUAUAACCCCACCCACUUUGCCAGAGCACAACCCCCAACUUACUAUCCAGAGACAAGGCCGAGUAAAGCCCAUGAAGAUCUCCCCCUCGGCACAAACCCAGACAGGAAGAUCACGUCAGUGACUCAACCCACUCAAGUGACGCACCCCUCCUAGGGAUGGCAUGGAAGAGCACCAGUGACUCAGCCCCUGUAAUAGGGUUAGAGGCAGAGAAUCCCAGUGGAAAGAGGGGAACUGGCCAGGCAGAGACCGCAUGGGCGGUUCGUUGCGCCAGUGCCUUUCCGUUCACCUUCACACUCCUGGGCCAGACUACACUCAAUCAUAUGACCCACUGAAGAGAUGAGUCUUCAGUAAAGACUUAAAGGUUGAGACCGAGUCUCUCACAUGGGUAGGCAGA